AUGGACACCUCAGAACGAGUGACCUACGGGAAUGAGGUCUCUCUUGCUAAACGGACCAGUAAGCGUGAACUAAGCUCUCCAGAGAUGCCAAUGUCAGCCUCUGAGUCUCGUACCAGCAGAGCUGGGCGUAUCAUCAAGGCUCCAACGGCAUACGCACCAGUACCAUCUGGUACUAUUACUGGUAAACGCUCCUCUCGGAAGAAGGACGCCAUCGUUUGUGUACACUGCCACCGGGGUCAUUCCCCGAGCACAAACAUGAUCGUGUUCUGUGAUGGGUGCAACGCUACCUGGCAUCAAAACUGUCAUGAUCCAGUAAUUGAAGAUCAGGUAGUGUUGGAGCAGGACGCUGAGUGGCACUGCCGCAGCUGUAAGCCCGUGCGACGUUCGACGCCAGUUCCAUCUACCAAGGUAAAAAAGCCAAAGCGUGCCAUCCACCCACGCUUAAAGACGAAUUCGCAGCUUGAGGCCCCGGGGAAGCGAUUCACAGAGGCUAAGCGCCGGGCAUACCUAUCUCAGCUUUCACAUGCCGAGCUGGUUGAACUUGCCAUGAAAGUGACAACUAAGUACCCAGAGGUAGCCAUGUUUCCGGCUAAAAUGACUAGGCUUCCUGCCUCUGCGUUUUUCUCAACUCAGCCCAACCAAUCUGCGCCAAACUAUAUAUCAAAUGAGAUAACCCGGUCAACGUCCGCCGCGGAAGAACAUAUCGAGCCCAUGGAUCCGCCGAAAAGAGCUCGCACCACCUCUGCGCCAGUCAAGCCUGUGAACUUUAAGAAUUUGACAAGUAAAACGAAGAGAAAAUCAGAGUCGUUGGCUGUGAAUGGGGAACCGCUUAAAAUGUCUACACCUCAUAAGAGAUCUCGUCUUAACUCUGCCCCGGCUUGUUCCAUAUUAUCCACCUUUGAACCUCCGGCCUCUGAACCUCUAGAUGGCCCACAGUCGCUUGAAAUGCAAGCUCGUCGAGCUAGUUUACGAACAAAAGUCGAUUAUGCUCGACAAUUUGACGUCCCCUUUGAACGUUCUUCAAAGACGCUACCUGUUGAUCCUGAAAUCGAAACACCAAGUGUGACCGAUCGUGAAUCCUCCCCUGAGACCUCCGAGCCGCGUGAUAUAUCUCAGUCACCUGAAACAGAAACCGAUUCUUCUUCCGAUGCGUUUGAGUCAGCGGGAGAACACCGUCUUUAUCCGCGACCUGGAAAUGGGUUCAAUACGUCAACACAUCCUGCGGAUCUCGAUAUUCUUCAAGAGCAAGUCGACUAUCCAACUUUCAGUCAUAGUGUCCAUGGAUUAGUGAGGAAGCCCAUCCCUACCAAGACUUCUCCCCCUCCUAGGCGCACGUGGAGUUUACGAAGAUGA
Messenger RNA from Penicillium angulare, 1353 nucleotides. Its product is annotated as phf1/phf2 family PHD finger domain-containing protein. Bases 1 to 1353 code for a protein of 450 amino acids. Gene Ontology annotation, cellular component: nucleus. Gene Ontology annotation, biological process: regulation of DNA-templated transcription; chromatin organization. The record is from RefSeq and is a predicted model, not a curated record. Gene Ontology annotation, molecular function: DNA binding; chromatin binding. The transcript has a single exon. NCBI's taxonomy places the organism in Eukaryota, Fungi, Ascomycota, Eurotiomycetes, Eurotiales, Aspergillaceae.